GGGGGGGGGGGGGGGGGGGGGGUUGUUAAUUUGUGAAAAAUAUUUAAUAUUCUGAAUGAUGAGCUGCUCUGGCCAUGGCCAGGAGGGACCUUUGUCUUGUCUAUCUCUUGCAGAGCUCUGAUAAGGACCGGCCAUUUUACCCUUAUCUUCCUUCCUCUACUACUUGCGAAUGUCUUCCCAAGGACCACCAGAUUUUGUGUUUUGAACUUGCGCUCCGUGUUUUUCUUUUACUCUCUCUGUCCCACCCCCACCCCUUUUUUGGCCUACACAUUGCAUAUUGUCUCUUUGCACGCAUCAUCGAUUUGCUAAAUUUUCAAUUAGUUGGCUCCAUUUGAUCUCCUAGAUCUCGUCUGAUUCUCUCCCUCUCUCUCUCUCUCUCUCUCUGGUGCUGCAAAUUUUGAAGAGAGGAAAUGAAGUUCAGAAAAGAACAACAGUGAAGAUGAAGUUGUGACCACAUAUUUGCUUGGUGCUUUGCAUUUUGUGUUUGUGGGGCACUUCGAAAGCCAUUCUCUUUCGUUUUACUUUGACGUAAAGAAUAAAUGGUGAACCGCGCGAUGGAUCAGUGAUCUUUGAUCACUAAAUUCUUUACUUAUUCAUAAGGCGAAGAAUAAAUAAUGCAUUUUGCAAUCGCUAUAUCCUAAAGAAGUUUCUCGUGAUGGGAUUAUUCCAAACUUGUUGGGUGAACGCAGUCAGCUGUCCUUGUUGCAAGCUUCUGAAGACUGACAAGCCAAUGAAUUGCAAAGUAUACAAAUCUGAUAUACUGCUCUGUGCUACAUCCAGAACCCUUGUUACCUUCGCAUGUGAUGUAGACUAACUUUUAAAGUUUGACAAGAUUUGACAAGCCAUAAGAAGCAUGGAUAGCCGAUCAUCCUUCCAUGGAAGCCAAAGUACAGAUUUGCAAGGCAGUUUGCAAUUGGAAAAGCCUGAAUUGUCUUAUGCUGAUCUCCCUUCAGAAGUAGUUAAAGAUGUGGAAAAUAUCCCAUCAGAGUCAUCAGAAAACCGCCAAAAGAAAUGUUCCAAAGGAAAGGCAAUCCAGAAUGAAGAGCUUGUUAAAUAUAUGUCAGAGUUGCCAAGUUAUUUGGAGAGAGGAGAAAACCUAAAGGAGAAAGCUUUAAAUGUUGGAGUCCUUGACUGGUGCCGUUUAGAAAAGUGGCAGUAUAACCGCAAACCAAUGUCAUAUCAAAGUAGCAGCUGUUCACCGUCCAACAGCAAUGCCUCUUCAUCUUUCUUGACAGAUGAAUCAUCAGUCCAUUCUAGCAGAGGCCGCAGCAGCUCUCCUGCUCAAAGGAUGCAACGGAUGGCACAACAAUGCCAUAUUAAUGCAUCUCCUAGGGAAAAUCUCUCUCGGUGUUGUAAAACUAGUGUAGAACAUGUUGGGGGGAAGUUUCAAGAUUUUGAACCUGCAUCAAAUGGCCCCUUGAAGGGACAGCAAAGUAUAUUCCCAAUUUACCAGUCUUCAAGCAAAAGCCAAUCAGAGAUCGAGCUGAAAGAGUCCAGGAGGAAAGAUGCAGGGCCAAAGAUUAUUCCCAAAAUUGGAGUUUCUCUAGAUUUGAAAAAUGAUAGGGCAGCAACAUGGGCAAAGGGGAAGACAAAUAUUCAAAAUGGUAAAUCUAGUAGUAGACUGGAGAAAUUGCAAGAACCGCAAUCUGCUAUUCACCAUACUUACGGUGAAAGAUGCAAAACGGUAGUUCUCCCACCAAGGGAUUACCCUGAAAGUAGUUGCUCCACGAGCUCCUGCCCUUGUGAUGUGGCCACAGUAAAUGGCCGAGGAUCAACUGAGGCAAGGCGCAGGAGAUUUUCAGAUGGAUCAUUUCCUAAGGAGUUAUUCAAUGCAGAUUCCUAUUCUGACAUCCCCCAGUUGCACCCACUGCCCUGUGAAGAUGAUGACAUGAAAAACUCUCAGAUAAAACAGCCCAGCUCUGUAGACGAAAAAAGUGUCAAGAUUUCAUCUGAACCAUCACAAACUUCAUGUUCAGUGAAAAUGUCAAUCAGCCCACUCAGAGGAAGGAAGCUGGAGAAGAAGUCGAAAGUAAUGCCAAGAAAUUCAAUUGCAAUUAAGUCUUCUGAGGGAUCAGAACUGAAAAUGGGCACAGUGGAGGUUUCAAAGGUGAGAAAUCCUUCUCCGACUCGUCGUCUUAGCAUUGGAUUGGGUAGGAUUGGCCGAAAUGCUACCUCCAAAGGGAGUUCAGAACAUUAUAAAGCCAAAUGUGAACCGGAGAAAGUCAUGGCUUCAACUUGCCUGAAUGAUUCAAAUAGUGAUAAACCUAGUGGUACAAAUAGAUCUCAGUCCAGCCCUUUGAGAAGGAUACUGGAUCAAUUUCUAAAGCCAAAGGCAGCAAACUCCCAUCACUCUGUGGAGCCAUCAGAGAAAGAUCUAACACCAGCAGAUAGGGUGUGCAAACCAUCCAACAGACGAGUGGAAUCAUCCACGGUGAAGAUGAAAUUAGAUUUAACAAGCUGUAAAACUAUUAAUGUUGACAACUCGCAUCAGAAAAGGCAUGGAUCAACAACCAUGCAAGCUCUUGUGCAGAUUGCUAUAAAGAAUGGCCUUCCUCUGUUCACUUUUGCAGUUGAUAACAAUAGUGACAUUCUGGUAGCUACAAUGAAGAAGGUAAGUACUUCAAGGAAGGAUGAGAACUGCUGGAUCUAUACAUUCUUUGCUGUUCAUGAAGUCAAGAAAAGUAAUGGCUGGAUAAAUCAAGGAAGCAAAGGUAAAAGCCGUGGUUAUGUUCCAAAUGUUGUUGCCCAGAUGACAGUUUCUGAUUGUCAGAACUCCAGCUUGCUCACACAGAAUUCUGUAGAUGAAUUGGGCUCCAGGAAGUUUGUUUUGUUUGCUGUGGACCUAAGACAGGCAGAUCAGCAAGCGUCGGACUGCCAGCCAAAUGAUGAGGUUGCAGCAAUUGUUGUCAAGUUCCCGAAAGAGAAUGGACAUCAUAAUGACAAUAUCAGCGAUAAAUUGGCAACUAGUCUCAGAAAGUCACCACCGGAAGUUAAUUCCUAUGCUAGGUCUGGGGAAAGUGAGGAAAAUGGUUCUCCUGUUCAAAGUGAAGAACUUAGGGCAACAGUGAUAUUACCUGGUGGUAUUCAUGGACAACCAAGAAAAGGUGAACCUUCAUCAUUGAUUGAUAGGUGGAAAUCAGGCGGGUUAUGUGAUUGUGGAGGUUGGGAUAUGGGUUGCAGGAUAAGGGUGCUUGCCAAUCACAUGAAACCUAGCAGGAUAUCAAGUUCGCACAAAACCCAUGGCGAUGCAUGUAGAUUUGAGCUUUUCGAUCAGGGGGAAGUCCCAGAUGAUAGGCCUGUCUUCAAUUUAUCCCCCUUCAAGGACAGGAUCUUUUCAGUUGAAUUCAAUUCAUCGCUCUCGUUUCUACAAGCAUUCUCCAUCUGUAUAGCAGUGAUAAAUAGUAGGAAACCAUAUGAGCUUUCAGGAUUGGGUACGUUGUUCGAAGAGAAAUAUCCGGAAGAAGCCACGUCCGUCAUAAACGACGUAAUAAAGAACCCCUGCUAGGUUAGGUACAAUUACAAAUGGAGGUUCCUGAAAGUUAUGCAUCAACUCCACGUCUUUGCCCCCUGCAGAGAGUCUAGUUUGCCUAAUAAAUUAACUGGGCUCUUGUUGUACAGUUUUGUAUCUUCACCUGGUAAGUAACUCUCAUCAACCUGAAGAAAAGAUGUUUGAUCGAGCAAACAUCAUGUUUUGUGUUGCUUUGGUGUACAAAACUGGCAAUUUGACUAAGACAUAAUAGGAAAAUAACUAUAUUCUUUUCGUACUCGGAACCCCACCUCUGAGUUUAUGAAUUUUGGAGGAAUGAUGCCCUCUUAACUGUACUAAAUGCUAUCACCUUACAGCAUUAUAAUGUGUGAUGCCCGCUUAGAUUUCUUCAGUGCAUUAGUUUCAGAAGAGAAAGAGGCAUGGUUGGAGCUUUAGCGGAAGAUCAAUAAUGAUGUUAAUUUUGAUGCAGUCUCUUUCUCUUCCUGGACUUGGUUUAAUGCAAUGUUAGUAAGGGGGAAACUCCUCUUUGGCUCACAGUUUUUGGUUGCAUUAUGGUUGAAGCUGAAAUGAAUAUGGAAAACUUUUGUAGCAUCAAGCCGCAUACUACUUUUCUCUU
Molecule: messenger RNA, 4103 nt
Organism: Diospyros lotus (date-plum)
Lineage: Eukaryota; Viridiplantae; Streptophyta; Magnoliopsida; Ericales; Ebenaceae
Exons: 3
Coding region: 854-3505 (883 amino acids)
Source: RefSeq, a predicted model, not a curated record